Patiria miniata (bat star) is the source of this 2850-nucleotide messenger RNA. RefSeq names its product rRNA N6-adenosine-methyltransferase ZCCHC4-like. The coding region runs from base 139 to 1662 and encodes 507 amino acids. The transcript has 12 exons. Gene Ontology annotation, cellular component: cytoplasm; nucleolus. The record is from RefSeq and is a predicted model, not a curated record. Gene Ontology annotation, biological process: rRNA methylation. Lineage: Eukaryota; Metazoa; Echinodermata; Asteroidea; Valvatida; Asterinidae. Gene Ontology annotation, molecular function: nucleic acid binding; zinc ion binding; rRNA (adenine-N6-)-methyltransferase activity.
ACACAAAACUAGGCGGGCCAUUAACCGUGCACAUUUCAUGACUGUAUUACGCGCACGUGUAAAGUGUAAACAGUGUCAAAAUCCUGAGUCGUUUAUUAACCUGUUAACAUCGCUCAUGUCGGUAGCAAAUUAAGUAGAAUGUGUGCAGCAAAUGCGUCGAGCAGUCUAGGUGUGGACGUCUCUCUUGAACGUAAUUCGCCACAUUGUCCUCAUGGUCCGACACUCCUCUUUGAGCGCUACACAGCCAAAGGCCAUCACAAGAGACAACGGUACUACGCCUGCUCAGCGUGUCGGGACAGGAAGGACUGCAACUUCUUCCAGUCAGCUGAUGAGAAGGUGUCCGAGGCUAGGUCAAAGGUCAGAGAGGAGUAUAACAGGGCACAACAGCCAUGGAAGAGCCAUGAGGACUUUUACCAAAGAAUGGAGGCCACAAACGACUUGAGUCCGCAGAAAAGGCGGUUCUGCCAAGACUGUAGCUUGUUACUUCGUCUGAGUGAAGCAGGGGAACAUGCUGAGCAUACAGUCAGAUCUGGACUGAGCGACGAUGCGCUGAGGCAACCAUCACACCUGUUGGUUCCUCUUGAGAACAGCAAAACAAAUGCUCAAUAUCUAUUUUCAACAAAGUCUACUGAGUUUCUGAUGUCUACUGUCAAGAAGUUGGGCUUCAACCGUGUGUUAUGUGUAGGAGUGCCAAGAUUACAUGAAGCAAUCCAGGCAAAGCGAUCGUGUGGUCUAAGCAGUCUUCUACUGGACAUCGAUCACAGAUAUGGUCAGUUUUACCCACCAACGCUGUUCUGUCGUUACAACAUGUUCAACCACCACUUCUUCGAAGGGGAACCAAGCCGGGAUGUAUGCCGGGAGUUCUUGCAUCGUAACCAUGGUGAUGAUGUUGUCGUGGUUACAGACCCUCCGUUUGGGGGGCGGGUGGAAAUUCUGGUGGAGGUGUUGAAGAAGAUAAUGGAAUUGUGGAAAGAAGGUGCCGAUGGGCCUGACUCGCCCGCAGAGCUGCCAGUCAUGUGGAUCUUCCCUUAUUUUCUGGAGCACAGAAUUUUUGAAGGUCUUCCGUCAUUUGUCAUGCUGGACUACAAGGUCGAGUAUGAGAACCAUCCACUCUUCCAAAGCAGCAAGAAGGCAUGUAAGAAGGGCUCCCCUGUACGAAUCUUCACCAACAUCAUCCCCUCCAAAAUAGUCCUGCCUGCGAGUGACGGUUACAGGUUUUGCGAGGAGUGCAGCCGUUAUGUAUCCCCUGAGAAUGUGCACUGCAAAGACUGUAAGAGCUGCACCUCCAAAGAUGGAAGUACGUACACGCACUGCAAGCUGUGUAACAGAUGCGUCAAACCAGUGACAGUGCAUUGUUUGGACAGCCUUCUCACUGCUCGGAAUCAGCCCAACUUGGAGAAACGGGUUUUACCCUUGUGUUUUGAAAUCAAUGGUGCUUCAUUAUCCGUGACUGCACGGGUGCAAGUGAGGUAUCAAUGGAAAGCAGUUUACGUCCAUUGCCAGUCCUGCCAGCAGUGCGCGUUACCGGACCACCAGUGCGACCGGCAGAAGGACAAAGUCGGCUGCCAUAUAUGCGGCUCCUUGGACCACAAGAGGAGAGACUGUCCCGAGCAGUUUAAUAAAGUGUUCAGACACAAGAAGAGGAGGAAAGACUCUUCAUAGCGUCUGGUGUGUUACACAUUCAGCGAUUCGAAGCAAACACGAUGAAAGCCAGACAGAAGACUCUCGACGCCUGUAAACUGAGAGGAAAAAAAGAUUGAUUGGUUGAAUACGAGAGUUCGCUUUAGUACGGAGUCCUUUACAGGUAAUGGACACCUUUUGCAAAUGGAACUGUCAAAAUAUCAUGAAAUAUUGCACUUGAUUGUAAAUAAUAGGAUUAAGCAUCCUGUGAAAUCAUUGCACCUAGAAUGCUGUCAUUGUUUAGUAAAGAGGAUUUGCCAUGAUUUCCUCGCGGUAAUAGAACCAAGCCGUAACAAGAAAAAAAACAUUUUUCCGUUUGUUUUCUCGAAAACUGUCUCAAAUUGACCAAAUUUAGUUUAGUUUGCAGUCGGUUGCAAAUCCUUGAAUGAGAAUAAUUUUCCCGAGUGAGAAACUGGAGAUCAUAGGCCUUUUUUUUGGAAGGUAGGGCUUUUCGGAAACAUUGCCUACGUCGAGAAAAGUAAAGAUGUAUUUUCACAGUUUUUUCAAAGUAUGAUAUUUACUGAGCUGAAAUUUCCACAGGUUAGUGUUUUAAUAACCUGCUUCAGAUUCAUCGUAUGGUGCAUCUUUGUAUCGGCCGAAACAACGUUAGCUUUGCGAAUGGUAUCCAUUAUCUUUAAAGGAAAUUGACAGGGUGUCCAAUCAGACAACACUGUAUAGCCAGCCAAUUGAGUUGUUGAAGUAGUUGCUGGGAUACGGACUGAGUGGGCAGUCUGGGAACAGUAAUUGUACGAAGACAAGUGAUGGAUGGUAAAUGAAUACAUAAUGACGCGUGGCGAUGUCACUUUGGCGGUCUCGAACACUUCCUCUAUUUGCUGGUUCACACGCGCUGUUCUUUUUGAGAAUUUGAUAAUUGUACCAGAAAUUGGACGAAAUAAUCUGAUGUGGUUUGGACAGAACAAUGAAUUGUCCUGUCUGUGUUAGGGCACUCGGCCUGCGUGCUCGCGCAGCGCAGAUAGCAUAAUAAUAUAGAGUGCAAUGGAAUGAUUUUGCGCGUUCCGCGUCCGUUUGUAUAAUGUGACAAUAUUUCACAAGCUGCGUUGACGCAAUUCUACCGCGAUUGGUCAAUUAUCAAUGUACUGUAUGCCUGUGUUUUUCCUUUAAAUAAAAUAUCACAAUUAUCUAUAAAUGUGAUGUGAAGCCUAAACGUAA